ACACAUUGACAUAUGUUGACACUUGACAUAUUAUUAUUUAUAAUAAUAAAAAAUAUAUUUUAUAAACAAACGAGUUAAUUACAGUUAAUUAUUAAAAUGAAAGAUAGUUCAUUUUAUGAAAAUAAAAUAAUUCUAGCACCAAUGGUUAGGAUUGGAACCUUGCCAAUGCGAUUACUUGCCCUGGACUAUGGUGCUGACAUUGUUUACACUGAAGAAUUAAUUGAUUUUAAAUUAUUACGUUCUGUUCGUCAAGAAAAUGAUAUCCUUGGUACAAUUGAUUAUGUUGAUAAAACAGAUGGUACAAUAAUAUUUCGUACAUCACCACGUGAAAAAUCAAAAGUUGUACUUCAACUUGGUACAAGUGAUCCAUCAAGAGCUCUAGAAGUUGGUAAAUUAAUUGAAAAUGAUGUUGCAGCAAUUGAUAUUAAUAUGGGUUGUCCAAAAAAAUUUUCACUUCUUGGUGGUAUGGGUGCUGCAUUGUUAAAAAAUUCAGAACGUGCACAAGAAAUAUUAAAAAUACUUGUUGAUAAUUUGAGUAUACCAGUAACAUGUAAAAUUCGAGUAUUUAAUGAUAUUGAAAAAACAUAUGAGCUUGUUGAUAAACUUGUGUCAACUGGUAUAUCAGCAAUUGGAAUACAUGGAAGAACACCUGAUGAAAGACCACAGCAUAAUAAUCGUAAUGAAUAUUUAAAAAAAAUAGCUGAAAGAAUAAAUAUUCCUGUUAUUGCUAAUGGUGGAUCAAAGGAUAUUGAAAAAUAUAAUGACAUUGGUAAAUUUAAAAAAUCAACUGGUUGUACAAGUGUUAUGAUUGCUAGAGCUGCACAAUGGAAUUGUUCAAUAUUUAGAAAACAAGGACUAUUACCAAUUGAUGAUAUUGUUAGGGCAUAUUUAAAAUAUUCUGUUGAUUAUAAUAAUCCACCAGCAAAUACAAAAUAUUGUGUACAAAAUAUCAUACGAGAAUUACAAGAAACACCAAUGGGAAAAGUUUUUUUAGCUGCACAAACACUUGAACAAAUAUGUGAUGUUUGGGAUCUUGCUGAUUAUUGUCGUGAAAAAACAUUAGAAUAUCAAAAAGCUGGUUUACAAGGUCGUUUUCAAGUAAUACCAAUAUCGAGAAAAGAAAAUAAUGAAAAUAAUGGCAAAAGAAAAUUUGAUGAUGAUGAUGAUAUUGUUGAAUUAAAAUGUGCAUUUAUGAGAAAUGCAUAUACAACUGAUGGUGAUUUACCAAAAACAAAAUUAUUAAAUUGGCUUAGAGAUAAAAAAAAUUUAAAAGCACCACUUUAUAAAACUUGGUGUGAAGAUAAAUUAUUUAGAUCAAUUGUUACAGUUGAAGGACGUAAAUAUAGCUCGACAUUUUGGGAAAAAAGUAAAAAAUGGGCAGAACAAGGAGCUGCAAUUGUUUGUCUCUAUUCAUUUGGUCUUAUAACUGAUGAAACACUUGUUAAAACUGGCAGUAUACUAGGAUAAAUUAUAAUUAUUCAAUUUUAAUUUUUUUUUUUUAUUCUUGUAUAUAUGUUGUAUAUAAUAAAAGAAAUAUUUUUUAAAAUUUAUUUUUUAUGCUUUUUUUUCUAUGUAGAAAUGUUCAAUAUAUUUUAACAAUCUUCACAGACCCUGCUGUAAGGAACAACAUAUUAAAAUAAAUUAUUGAAUUAAUAAAAAAAAAAAAAAUUGAAAUAUAUAUUUACUUCUUUUGUUAAAAAAAAUUCAUUUAAUAAAAAUAUAAAAUAAUAUAUUUUUAAAAUUAAAAA
Messenger RNA from Aphidius gifuensis, 1748 nucleotides. It is a transcript of the gene Dus2, whose product is annotated as tRNA-dihydrouridine(20) synthase [NAD(P)+]-like. Gene Ontology annotation, biological process: tRNA dihydrouridine synthesis. Gene Ontology annotation, molecular function: tRNA binding; flavin adenine dinucleotide binding; tRNA dihydrouridine synthase activity. The coding region runs from base 97 to 1467 and encodes 456 amino acids. The transcript has 4 exons. The record is from RefSeq and is a predicted model, not a curated record. Lineage: Eukaryota; Metazoa; Arthropoda; Insecta; Hymenoptera; Braconidae. Gene Ontology annotation, cellular component: cytoplasm.